Messenger RNA from Echinostoma caproni, 849 nucleotides. The record is from the annotation of a GenBank genome assembly. Lineage: Eukaryota; Metazoa; Platyhelminthes; Trematoda; Plagiorchiida; Echinostomatidae.
AUGACUCGGGAGAAGACAGGGGGAAGCCAUUCCGAGGCUCACAGAGCAUCGACCGUCGGUCAUUCAUCCACAUGGAAAGCCGCUCCUAGUCCCGGUGUAAACAGUCAUCCGAAGUACGGACGACAACCGACCCGACAGGUUUGCCUCCAUGUACGAUUCACUCCAAUCUACUCCAUGAAUGACUUGCAAGUGAAAAACCCUUUUCUUCUCAAAAACAUUCGAUACGUGGAGAAUGCAAAACUUAUGUAUCAAAACCACAUACUCCUCCGGCCCAUACGAUCGGACGAUGCGAUGGACACAAAAUCGCAAUGGCAGGUUUGCACGCGACUAGUUGAACAAGCCCAGCUCGCACUGGUAGAUCGCACAGACAAGGGGCAGCGACGGGCAGCGGUACGUCUCAUAAAUUAUCUGUUCCAAAUUAGCGAUUUGUGUUGGAAAACGAAAUUACUACAAUGGGUAGAACCGAAACAUCUGUACAAUAUUGUCCUGUACGCAACCAGUGACGAGACGGACGUGUCAAAUCGAAAUGUUCUGGCCUAUUUAUCUGACGGUGGCAGUAAAACCAUUGUCUGGCAAAGGACGCCGUUGAUGUUGAUUGUUCAGCGGCUAUUGGAAUAUGUGUAUCACGCAAUGCAACAUCUUCGAUUGCCCACUUUCAAUGGGAUUGUGACCAACAUGCUCAGUCCACCGCAGGGAGAACGGGAACGGAAAGAAUUAAGUAAAAUCCGAAGUGUACUUGGCGGUUGGGUGAAAAGUGAGGCCGCGUUACGUCAGGUGCUGGAAAUGGCAAUCAAACGAAUGACGAAGAAUCCAAACACCAUUUCACAUCACUCUUUCACCACAUCGUAA